AGCAUAUCUGCACUGCGAGGACCGAAACUUCCACUACUAAUUUUGAAGCAUCUAACAGGAACAGGUAAGUUCACAGUUUAAGGGUAAGCUAAACUCCACCACGUUGUAAUUCUUUGACCGCCUUUUUAAACAAAUAGAAAAUUUUCCCUUUUUAAAUUUGUUGGCUUACACCUGUUACCCUCUAGCUAAUCGCUUUGUUACGCAUACGCGUCCUGAAAAGUUAAACCAUCCACCUUUUCCUCUAGUUUCCUUUUUAUUGACAAAACAAAACUAUGUAAGUAGCUAAGCAAUUUCAAGCGUAAACUAAACCUCAGGUAUUCCAUGUAAUGGUCAGUUUUAUCCAUUUUUUUAUAUGUCAUCAUGUAAUUACACAGGUCUGUAUUUCUUGUUUUUGUUGUUGUUGUUGUUGUUGUUGUUGUUGUUUUGUUUUGUUUUGUAUACGUUUCUCUACCGUGUAAUACAGCAUUACAUAAUUUAAAAAAAAAAGUACAUAGUCGAACUUCAAUUCAAUUAGACCGUCGCCCUCGGGAAACGAGGUCGUGGUGGACAAAAUACAGUGAUUUGCAUGAAAUUGUCCCUGACCCGAGCCUUGUCCUCACAUCUUUAUGUUUGAUCACGGGAGCGUUCUUUUAAAAAAAGAACAUGAACAAAAACAAGAAAGAAAAUGAUGUAUUAACUGCAAACAUGCACUGUAAGACGAUACAUGUACUUAGAUCAGACUGACAAGUUCUCAACUUAAUUCGACUUAUAAUUCCGUGUAAACAUAAAACGCCCUGCCGUCUGUUUAAAGAAUUGUCUUAGCCAGGAAGAAUUUUAUAUCUUACUACAAAUGAUACGUUCCACAUUUUUAGUUAGCUCGAAUCUUUCACAUUUUAAAAUCGAAAAACAAUGCGGCGAAGUUUUUGCAGUUACUGCCAUAACUAGAACCCUAACUCAAAUUUAAACAAAGUCAAACUGAAAUGAAUAAUUUCUGCUAGGAGAAAAGGACAUUAUAAAAACAAAAACAACUACAAUAAUAUAACUUGUGGAAUGUGUGUCAGUUAUGCCUGGAUUCUAGUUAAAUUAUAUUUCUAUGUCAUUACUGACAAUUUUAUUAUAAUUUUGUUUCCAAAUUAACGCUCUCAUAUCUGUUAUCUACCCUUCAACUUUACCUUGUCUACAAUUCUUGAUAAGUAUGCUCCUCUAGAUAGAUAUAGUUACACUAAUGGAUAAUGGUGCAAGUGUUGUCUUCUCUGCAAUUCAUAGACAUAUUUGUCAUACUGUAAAUAUUGUUAAUGUCAUUAAUUUUUUUUUUUAUACCUGCGCUUAUAUGUAAAUAUUUUUUUACCUUAAUUUAUAUUUGUUUAUUUUGUGUCCCCUAAUUAGCAUAGGUUUUUAACCUAAGCUAGGAGGCUUCUUUAGACACCUUAAUAAAGUUUCAUCAUCAUCAUCAUCAUCUUAAAUAUCAAGUCAAUAACAAUUGGUCCGUGUUCUAUGGUUUAGCGAGAGCAUUAAAGCUACAAAGUGCCAUAAACGGUCUGCCGAACAUACUUGGAGGCGUACUUCCUGCCGACUUCAAUUUAUUCAAAGUCAGUAGGAAUCGACUAAGUUUUCUGAUGAAAGAAUCCCGACAGGAGUUUCAUUUUAUCAGUGAAAACAGCGCCAAUCAGCAGAAGAUGUUCACAAUUAGUAAAAAGCUGUUGAACAUGCAAGAAGUUAAUGAUAUCUUGUUCCUUAAACUUUCAAACUCUUAACGACGGAAGAAUAAAUUUGUUUGUCUUAUUUUUUUCAGUUUGUCUUUAUACCAUGAAGUACUCUCUGCUCGCCCUGUUGGUACUUGUAAUUUCUUUGACUCAUGCAAAAUUAACUGGUAGGUACAUAAUUGAAAUUUCUCGAGGGACACUUUCAUGUUAGAGGGGAGUAGGUGCCCCUAUGAGUGUGGGCGUGGACCAAGUUUUUCUUACCUAUCUAAGAUACCAUUCUCAUACAGACAGUUAAACAGGAGCUAUAAUAAAUUUAAUACGAUAAAAAUUGUCCACUUAUGCUUCUUUAUUUCUACAAGCACAAUCUUACCUGAUAGCUAUCGACGUAAUAUUUUGUCUUUCCAUCCUCAACACCCAAAGAGAUAUACCAACUUUACACACAGAAAUGAGAACAAGGGGCGUGGCUACCCGUACGCACGGUACGCACGCGCAUUCCUGAAAAAGUCGAAGGUAAAAAAUAAAAAACGAUAAUAAUAUAGAAAAGAAAAUAUGUAAAAGAUGAUUAUGAAAAAAACACAGUGUCACUCAAUUUAUUCAUUCUCAAUCGUAAACAACGCCCAGAUAGCAAGCUUGCGUGGUAUAAAGUGUGAAAUCGUUGUUUUCACUUCGGCCUGUCUUCGCAGAGGACUUAACACGGCAAAAUUAAGCAAACGUCAAAUACAGGCGUUCAUAUACAACGUGGUAAGCAGAAGUAAUUAAAAGUAAAUAGAAGUCUGAGAUACUAGCUUGUAAGCUUAAUCAAUAAUGAAUGAUUUAGGUUUUUCAGUCGAUGAUCCAAAAAAAGGCGCAAUAAUUUUACAACUUACGUCCUUCCAUCACUUCAUAUACAGUAAAAAACGCUUAGGCUUAAAACGAAACCCCACCUUUAAUCAAGGAACCAGAAAAAUAUUUGGGGCUUUAAGGAGUUUGGGGGAGGGGUUUUGGAAAUUUGUGGGUACCUCUGGAAAAAUCCUGGCUACGCCCCUGAAAAACCGUGCCUGCUCGCUCCACCCCCACCCCCCCGGGGGGCUCCGCCCCGAGGUCCAACCCUUUACCCUUUUAUAUACCAUAUUUGACAGAAAAGAGACCCCUUUCGUAUACCUUUCAUUGACAAUGGCACUCAUUUUACUGACAUAGUUUAUAACUUUGUAUCUAGCCUGUUCCAGGCGUUCAGAUAGUGGGGAGCGGUGUGAAGUAAAAGGGAGCGCGAAAAAAUAAAAGCGAGGGAGGAGGAGAGGUUGGAGAGGGAACCCCCACCUCUCUCCCCAGUCCCCCUCUACUUUUCAUCGCUUUCUUUACUUCGCACCGCUCUCCACUAUCUGAACACUUGGAACAGGAUACUUUGUGUCCCUCUUAACUGCUAUAAAUGUGCUGCCUUUUAAAUAUGAAAAAAUCACAAAACCAGACAAUUUUCUCGACUUUUUCACAUCCGUACAAUCCUUCUGUAGCCCUUGUAGGUCAUAGUAGAGCCGGAAUGAAAUGACAGAUUUCCCUUCCCUUUCGUAUGUCUGAGACCUGACAAAGGUACCCCCCUCGGGCAGAGAAUUCCAGUAUAGGCCAUUAUAGGGCGUACCCUUUGGAGCUGCCCCGACACCCCCUCCCCCCCACCCCACCCAACCAACACCCCAACACCCCUCAUAAAUCCAUAUCACAGACGACAUCGCUCGACCCACAUACCACUAUACAAUAUAAUAUUUAUAACAUAUAUAUUUUUACACCCUUUCAAUCCCUCUGUGGCCCUUGUAGGUCAUAGGAGAGCCGGAAUAAAAUGACAAAUUUCCCUUCCCCUUUGUAUGUCUGAGACCCGACAAAGGUCCCCCCCCCGGGCAGAGAAUUCCAGUAAAGGCCAUUAUAGGGCGUACCCUUUGGAGCUGCCCCCCCCCCCCCCCCCCCUCCUUCCAAAAAAUUUUAUAUAUGAACUUUGAAUGAAUUACUUGGGCAAGUGGUAAGGUUACUAACAAAGCAACUCUUUUUUAUUUUGUAUUCGUAACAGUUUAAGAUGGCAUCAGUUAAUAUGGUACUAUAUUCUUCUAACUUCAGAGUACGAUAUUAAAACCGGUACUUCAGAUAUUGUUGGAGCUGACAGUAACGCCAAUAUUUGGAUCAUAAUACGUGGCGUGAAGGGCGUCACUAGGAAAAUACUCUUGGAUAACCCUGAGAAAGAUGACUUUCAACAAGGAAGGUAAGUCUCGCACGUUAUUGUGACCUUUAACUCACAAUGAUCAUAUAUUCGGGUAAUAAAGGCAUGAUAUAAUUCACCACUUUCGAAACGAGGAGGAAACUCGAAUAAGUAAAUUUUCAAAAAGACUUGAAGGGCUGUUACAGGGAACAGGGAUAGCUGACAGGCGCGUGCCCAGCAGAACAAUCACUGAUAGAAUUGCGAAACACAUUUCGACUCCCUUCCCCUUCUCGUUUCAAAGUGGUAUAAUUUCAAAACCAAAGAUCACUAAAGUGGAGAGUCACAUAUCGGAUAGGUGUUCAUAAUGCACUUGGUAGCUUUUCGUGUUGGCACGAAAAGCUAUAGUGUAGGGUAAGUACAGAAGACAAUUUUUCCUCUAGGCUGAUCGAUCAUAAACUGUCCUAUACAAGAACAGGGUUGCCUAAAAGCAAAAAAAACAAACGCUAUAUCUCUUAAAAUUUGCAAACCAAUACCCACAGUAUUUAUUACAAUCUCCUUUAUGAAUAGGAUGAGAGAGAAAUAAUGAGAAAAGAUCGCAUAUUUUCUUAUCUAAUAUGAAUCAUUGACUUAAUUUCAGAUACGCACGUGCGUGCAGACACACCCUGAAUUUUCUUUAACCCUUUAAGCACCAAUAUCCACAUAUAAAUUCUCCAUACUGAUCUUCAUACUUUUCCUUCUAAAAUUUAAUUAAGAGAGUUUGUUAACAGAUCAAAGCAUUUUCUCUUUAGUGAUCAUUUUAUUGCCUCUCAUAAUCAUUUCUCUUAGUAACAUAUGGAUAUUGUCAGGAGAAAAUUGAUGUUGGUCACUGUUGAGACUUAAAGGCCUAGGGUUAACUGCUUAGUUGAUCAUACCAAAGUUUUGUUUUUCCCGAUCCCACCGAAGAAGCACCACAGUUUAAUCUAACCACAAUUUCUUCUUUGACUGAUUCGUUCAUUAAUUGAACUGAAGUCUACUGAGCAAUUUUUCUCAAGAGGCCAGAAUCAAUGCAGAUUUAGAGGGACAGAAGACGCUCUUGCGUAGUAAAAGAGUUCAACUUCCACGGGAUUGGCCCUGUACACUAACAUGGCCGCUAUUUCAUUGUUUCGAAAAACCAAUAUGGUCGCUGUAACUUCGUCUUUAAACGCUGUCCAGACUAGUUUUCAUAUGAUCAUCUCGCAACUUUUCAAUUGUCGUUCCGUUCCGUGAUGGAUGGAAAUUGUUCCGUUCCGUGAUGGAAACGAAUACGAAGAUUUGAUGGAAACUUAGUCGGAAAUGUCUGCCGUCUCCACCCCCUACCCCGCGGGGGCGCGGGAAUAGAGACAGGGGGGGAGGGGACUGUGGACGGCCGACAUUUCAGACAGGGAAGCCAGGCUAAUAAUAACCUUACGAUAUCUUGGUUUAAAUUGAUAAAUUUGUAAAUUUCAAUUCUUUUCAAAUUUCCCUGUAGUGUAGACGACUUUAAAGUCUAUGCCGAAGAUGUUGGAACAGUGCUCGGAUUUGAAGUUAUGCGUGAUGACACGGUAUCUAAUGGCGUGUCUGCUGCAUGGGGCUUUGAUUCCGUAAGUGAUUACAUUCAAACCAUGGUCACCCUUGGGAAAUGGCCAACUGAUACUGAUUGACAUGUUUAAUGCAGGUUCCGGGGGGUGCGUGUUCUUGAAACGUGCCGUCCGUUACAAAUUAAGCCGAGUAGCUCUGGGGACGAGAAUGCGUGUAUCUCGGAUAACAACAAAACAACUGCGCGUGCUUACGAUCGUACAUGCGAAAAAUGAUUCUGGAUAUUUUUUUCUCUAUAUAUAAAAUGAUACUGUGUUUUCUCGCUGACGCUCACCUGCAAUGAAGUACAGUUUAAAAAUUAAGCUUCUAAAGUUGGUUAGUUACACGUAUUCACUUAUAGUCUGCUUUGUUCCAGAUUGGUGUGAAGCCCGCGUGGGACGACAAGUAUUUAACGUUUUAUUAUAACAAUUAUUUACCGGCUUAUACGUGGAUCGAGUUCCCCAGUAAGUAAUUAAGUAUGAAAAAAGUUGUUCAGCCAAAAGUUCGAAAAAGCCACCAGUACCCAACUCAAGCUUAUUAUUCAACUGAUUAAUUCCUUUGACUUGUUAAAAGUCAAACUGAGCAGCCCUCUUCGAGAUGCCAAAAAGAAAAAGAAAAAUUCAAGAUUACUUUUUCCCAAAAAGUUAUAGUCUCCUACAAAAUCGUUUUUGACGAGACAAAACGGCUGCGAAGUAGGCUAAAUACGUUAUGACGCCAGCAGUAGGGCGCACUUACAAAGAUUUUUUUUCCAUAUGAAGUAUUUUAAUUGGCUGCCAAGAAAACCACCUUAAAUUCCUAUUAAAGUGGAUUGUUUGUUGUCUUCCAUUUCUCCGUAACAUCGUUCAGAAAGAGGCUUGAAGCAACUGGCGGGCAUCUUGGUUCCAAAUAAGAGCGUAAUUUUGGGAAGAGGAUCAAUCGCAACUCCUUUAACGUAAUUAAAAUUAUCAUAGCUCUUUUUGCCUACCUGUCCUAGCAAGGUAUCUUUUUAGCCGGGUAUUACCCAGGCGAAUACUGUCGAGGUAAACUUAUCACAGAAUAAUUUCUUUUCAGGAGCAACAUGCUUGGGAACAAAUGAAGCUUGCCAUAAUGAAGCGGCUGCCUGCCCAGCGGGUACAAAGAAGAAUCUUAGGAAG
Molecule: messenger RNA, 6545 nt
Organism: Porites evermanni
Lineage: Eukaryota; Metazoa; Cnidaria; Anthozoa; Scleractinia; Poritidae
Source: the annotation of a GenBank genome assembly